AUGGCGGCGAUGAAGAGCUUCUCUUUCCCAUAUGAUGGUGACAUGGUGAAGAUUUCUGUCAGAACAUGCAUAGGAUUUUUCAUUGAUUUGACCAACGUUUCCUCAAAUAAGAUUUGUAUGGUGCCAACUGAUUCACAACAAUGCCUUCGUAACAUCACUCUUUGGAAGGAGUAUUGGAAAAUAACUCAAAAGUUUGUAAAGCAUCGAUAUAAGUUGCUUUUUCGGUUUGACACGGAGGUUAUUCCAAUUUCUGAUGUUGAGUUUCCAGAGGCUUCAUAUUCAUUAGAGACUGUUGAAAGUGUUGUUCAGAUGGGACAAGAUUCAGUCUACUUGAUCGAUGUCAUGGGUUUCCUGAUAAGUGUUCGUGACUAUUCUGAUGUUGAACUUGACGAUGGAAAAAAAAUGCGGUUGGCUCUUAUGAAUGCUGUCUCGCAACCGGCAAUUAUUUUACUCCAAUCUGUCAAGGUCAAGAUUUAUGAAGGAAAGAUUGUAGUUCAAAAUGUAAUAGAUUGUACCAAAAUUAUGAUCAAUCCUGAUAUUCCAGAGGCUGUAUGUUUUAUUACUAGAUUGGAUCCUUCGGAGUCAUAUUUCAUUAACUCUAUCACGCUUGGUAAUGGAUUUAUUGUUGCUGAUGUCGAUGAUGAUUUUGUCAAUCUCUCUAUGAAUAGGAAUAUUAAGGAAUUAAGAGAAAAUGAUGCGGAUGGUUUCUUCAAUGUUGUUGCUAAGAUUAAAAGUAUAUGCAACAAUUUUGAUUGGUGGUACUACUCAUGUGUCUGUGGUUAUCCUUUGGAGCUUUUUAGAAGUCAUUUCAGUUGUUCCGAAUGUGGAAGGAAAAUAAAGAAUGCUGUGAAGAAAUACAAGGUUUUAGUAGAUGUUGAGGAUGCUACUGGAAGUGCUAGAUUUGUUUUGUAUGACCGUCCUGCAGCGCUCUUAUUCAGGAAAAAGUUCAUUGAGGUUCUUCGGGAUCUUGAUGCUGAGCACUCGGUUGUGUAUGCAACCCCUUAUCCACCAUUCUUUGAUGAUGUAAUUGGAAAGGAAGUUGUGUUUAAAGUAGACCAAAAAAAAGUUAGAAAUAGACCAAAUAUUGGGACAUUUAAAGUAGUCAACUGUUCUGAUGAUCAUGUGAUUGUUAACAAAUUUAAGACAGAUCCUGUUUCCAGUGUUAGUAGUUCCAUUCCAUACUUUUACUUUGGACUUUGUUUACCGUAA
Messenger RNA from Arachis duranensis, 1209 nucleotides. RefSeq lists its product as uncharacterized. The record is from RefSeq and is a predicted model, not a curated record. The transcript has 10 exons. Lineage: Eukaryota; Viridiplantae; Streptophyta; Magnoliopsida; Fabales; Fabaceae. Bases 1 to 1209 code for a protein of 402 amino acids.